Electrophorus electricus (electric eel) is the source of this 3487-nucleotide messenger RNA. RefSeq names its product gem (nuclear organelle) associated protein 4 (gene gemin4). Gene Ontology annotation, biological process: spliceosomal snRNP assembly; rRNA processing. Lineage: Eukaryota; Metazoa; Chordata; Actinopteri; Gymnotiformes; Gymnotidae. Gene Ontology annotation, cellular component: SMN complex. The record is from RefSeq and is a predicted model, not a curated record.
UUGGGAGGCGCGCUCGGCGUGACACGCUUUACGGUGUGAGCAGUUCUUUAAUGCCGACAAGAACUGAGUUAGAUUGCUGUACAGUUUUCUGGUGCCUGGGAAGCAGCAGCUCCGUCUGUCCGCUAGCUUGCUCGUAAGAGUUUAUUAAGAGAAUGUAGUUAGCUGACAUUGCUUUGUUCGGGUGACGUUACAUAGUUGCAAGUGACGCGAAAAUGGACCAAGGAUCCUGGCUAAGCUGUGAGAAGACCGCUAUCUUGCAGGGUGGAUUUCUGUUGGCCAGUCAGUUAUGUCAGCCGGAGCCGUUCUCUGCUUUAAGGAAGGAGGACUGGGGGCGUGUUGGAGGUCCUGUUGUGCAGGCAGUCGCUGAGAUAUGUGGACAGUUUUGUGUAGGCAACCAGGACGGGCUUCAGUGGAGAAAGAGGAUUCUGUGUAUUAUAUGGAACAAGAUUUUGGAGAUGGAGAGGAUGGAGGACAUUGACCGCAGUUGGAUGGAAAACCCACUGUUUGCUGUUCAAAACAGCCUCCCUUCUAUCAACCACACAGUGUUGUUUGAGUUGGUCAAAUCGCUGGGCUUCUCCACAACCUAUGUUGAGCUGCUGCUCUGCUUUCAGGAAGCUGAGCAGUGCAGAGAACUGGAAAGGCUGGCGAGAUACGUCACGGUGGAGAGCACGGACGCGGACGUGAAGCUCCUGCUGGACGUGUGCUGGGAGCUCCUGAGGGGGAGGCAGAAAGAGGAGGACAGCCUGGACCGGCUCUUUACUGCCCAGCUUGUCCGCGUCAGCCAGAACCUCGCUGGCUGCACUACGCAGGCAUCUAAACGUUUUAAACCCGACCCGGAAUCGUCCGCGUCCGCCGCAUGCAAGGUGUCCAUCCUGUUCCAAGGACUGAAUGACAUAAAAGAGUACGUGACGUCUACGGCGCUGUGUCAUUUUGCUCUGUCCAAUUGUCUGGACAUGCUGUAUACUUCCUAUCUGUUAGACCACGCAACUGACCUCCCAGUGGAGGUGAAACUACGGAACAUUGUCUGGCUAGUGAGCCUGCAGAGGAAAACUAACCUGGUGGAGGGAAAUGACCUUAUUCAGGCCAUCCGUGAGUGCCACCGAGAUCUUGCUGCCACUUUCUCUCCCGCUCGGAGCAAGCCAUCCGGAAUGACGUCUAUCCAAGCCAUGCAGAUGACACUUGGAAUAAUACGUACGUGGGAAGAGAGGGGAUUAUUGAGGGAGCCCACCAGUGAGCCCAGUGUCUUGGCAGUACGCUGCAAAGACAGCAUUUGCAGAGUUCUUAAGUCUUUAGAGCAACUGAUGACGUCUGAAAGCCUGGAAGAUGAGCAGUCGGUAAAUAGUUUGAAAGGAGUUUUGAAAGAUUUGCUUGCGUCUUUAUCUUUUACUGUGCCUGAAGGUCCCUCAGCUGAAAUGGAGUGUAUAGUCACGGCCAUUAUUGACAACAACAUACAGGGGUUCCAGGAGCUUCCUAAACUUUAUGCGUCCAAACUGAGCCUCACUUUCAGUGAGACGGAGUGGCUGAGCUGCUUGGAGAGAAACAAAGGUGCAUUUCAGCAGAAAGACCUUGUUAUGACAUUGGUGUCUACUCUUAUAGCCAAAUGCCAAAGCGAGGCCGACGUGAACCACUCUAAAAGGCUGAAGGAUGUUACCGUGGACGUAUUCUGCCGGCUGCCUUUAACCGACAAGAAUGUCAUUCUUUCUGAAGUUCUUGCCAUGUCACAAAGAGGUUUGCACGGCUGCCUGCCCAGUGCCGUGACCAAAGGCUACGAGGAGGAGCUCAACCUGGCCUUCAACUGCAUCGUGCAGGGAGGAGCGCAAGGCAGCCUGAGCUCGGCAAUCUCCGCCGUGGCUCGCGUCGCCUUCCAGAACCCCGAGGCCGCCAUGCGCCGGUGCUGCCGCGCGGCUGUGGUGAACGUCGGCGCCGACCGGCUCCUCGCUCGGAUCCUCCAGCAGCUUCCCGGCCUCAGGGGCUUGGCGGCAGGAACGGACGAGGCGAGGCGAGGCUGGAGUCUUCUGUGCGAAUGUCUGCGAGCCGCUGCAUGGAACAAGCUCUCUUCGCCCAAAGAGGAAGACCAGCUCCUCCGUUUCCUGUCGGCCCUGAUGGAGCCCAGCGCGGCUGACCAGACGGGAGAAAAGUGCAGCUUCCUCCUGCCGGAGGAGUGUGUGCGUGCCUUUGUCCUGCCUCACGUCACCUUGGGCCCUGGCGCCCGGAGCCUUGAGCUGUGCCUUCGGGUUCUGCAGGCUGCUCUGGCCCAUGCGAUCUCGGAGGACGCCGCUCCCUGGAUAAUAAACUGUUCCCCCUUCCCUCUACUAUACUGUCUCUCUCAGCUCCUGAAUAACUGCAGCAGGUGCUGGGAGCAGCCUUUGCAAGGUGACCCAGGUGUGUCCAUCGAAACGAAAGAACUCCUCAUCUCUAUUUUGAUUACGCUGGGAAAGGCAGUCGGCAAGCAAGUGGCUCUUGCUCCUGGAACGUGGUCCAGAGCUCUCUCUUGGCUCUAUGGGAAAGUGGAGCAACUGGACUGGACCAUCAGGUUUCAUAUGAAGGAAGUGUGGGGAGAACAUUUCAAGUAUGAAGUGCCCAGCUCCCUCAUGGCUGUGUGCGAGCUUUCGGAGCAGGAGUGGUCUGGCUUGGAGUUGCCCCAGUACGGCCAAGGCACGGGGCUGCUGGCGUGGGUGGAGUGCUGCUGCUUGUCGGACCGCGUUCGGGAAACGAUGAUGGGCGCCCUGUCCCUAAACCUGCGUGACCCGGAGGAGGUGAACAUGUUCAGCAAAGGUUUGCUGGUGGCGCUGUCUCAGACCCUGCCCUGGUGUGCUGUCUCUGAGUGGGAGAGGCUGCUGACAGUGCUCCGCGAACUCCUGCGCUCUGAGAAGCUCCACGUGCCGUACUCCCUGGAGUACGUGGACUUCCUCCCGUUCCUGGACCUGCGCCCGUUUGCGUGUGACCUGCGCCUCUCGGUGUUGAUGCUGCGCGUGUUCCAGCUGCUGUGCGGCUUCAGUUGCGAAGGCUGGCUGCCGCCGCGUGGCUGGGCGCACGUGAGCCGGCUCUACGCUGCCGCCCUGAGGGUUGUCACGGACUCUGUGAAGGACGUGCUGCCCCUCCCGUCCGCCGCGAGCCCCGGGGCGGGUGGCGCGCCUCUCAACCGGGAGGUCCUGUUCGUGCUGACUCAGCUGUACUGCCACACGCUGCACGUCCAGGUGAUGAUGCCCGGAGAGGCGGAGCCCCUGUUCCUGCGUGCGUUGGAAAUCCUGUCCCACUACGAGGCCGUUCUGGCUGCGUAUCCCAAGAGCAGCACUCCCUUACAGGCGGCCAAUACACGCCACUUUCUCACCACUAUCACAGACAACCUGCAGUGUGCAGAAACGAGAGCUGUCCUGCAGCAGAAGAUCGCUCAGCUGGGAGACUGAGCCUGGCAACAAGACAUCAGUCACAAUUACAUUUAUUUACACUUUUUCAUUUCACAGAAUAAAAUGAGAUUCACACAGCA